GGACGUCAAGAUGAGAAUCUAGUGGAUUGGCUGGAUGAGGAUCUGAUGGCAAACAUGUCCAACAAUCUUUUUCGUUAGGACAUCUAGGAAGAAGAAGAAGUGUCAAUAGAACAUUAUUUAAUGGUUGUCAUUCUGCACCGUGAAACUGUUGACGAACGUAAAGUAAAGUGUGUUACAUGGCGAUAAGUUUAAAGGUGCAUUGCAAUUUGCAAUAAAUGGCUAACUCAUUAGGCGCAAUCGACUGGGAAGACUUAAGAAAGCAGGCACGACAUUUGGAAAAUGAAAUCGAUGCAAAAUUAGUGGCAUUUAGUAAACUAGGUAUAAAUGCUAGUGCUAGACACGUCAAUACAGAUGAAGUACCACUAUUGGAUGAGGAACAUGUGUUUGAAAACAUGGCCUCUGAAAUAGAAACAUUACUCUCCAAAUUAUUUUCUAUAAAUGAGAGAAUGAGUGAGUUACAACCAAACGGAGCAGCUAUGUUACAUACAAUGCAACGUCACAAAGAAAUAUUAAAAGAUUAUAAGUUAGAAUUCAACAAAAUUAGGAAUAAUUUUGCAGCUAGGAAAGAUCGUGAGGAUCUCCUAGGCAGUGUUCGCAAAGAAAUAGACAAUUACAAAAGCGCUAGCGGACUAAAUAGACGAGAGAUGUACCUUAAAGAAAAUCAACAUAUUCACAACUCUGACCGCUUGAUCAGUGAUCAAAUAAGCAUAGCUAUGGAGACACGAGAUCAUCUAAUAACUCAAAGGCAGGCGUUUAAACGUAUACGAACCAGAUUCAAUGACAUCUCGAAUCGAUUUCCGGCAGUGAAUAGUCUAUUACAAAGGAUAAAUCUACGUAAAAGAAGAGAUUCCGUUAUACUUGGCCUCGUCAUCGGAGUUUGCACAUUUCUGAUGCUUCUGUAUGCCUUUCACUAGAUACAUUUUUAGUGCAUAGACAGAAAAACAAUAACUAUACUUCCACCCUUCUCAGAUAACGAUUACUCACGGAAAUGUACGUACAUUUUAAGAAAUAUCUUGAGAUGCAAUAAACACAUAGAGGGUUUAGUUAUUUAGAAUGUGCGAGAUUGUAUAUGUGCAUAUACCGCGUGAAUGCUCGAGUAAUGGUAUCCUUUUCUUUUUCUCCUCCAACCUUUUUAACUUGUAAUCGAAGCGAAGAAAGUUUAUCUGUACAGUUUUUUUAUACCGAGAUAUAAGAUGUGGACACAUGAUGUAAGCAGUCAGUCCACGCUUGACAUGUUAACUUAAUAAAUGUUAAAAUAUAUAUGUAAUCUUAUCUUUGUUAGUAAUGAACCGAUUCUCCGACAUUUAGAAUAUAAAAUGGACGAAGAAUUAAAGAAUAAACAAUUUAUCUACAUUUCA
Messenger RNA from Harpegnathos saltator (Jerdon's jumping ant), 1358 nucleotides. It is a transcript of the gene Gos28, whose product is annotated as golgi SNAP receptor complex member Gos28. NCBI's taxonomy places the organism in Eukaryota, Metazoa, Arthropoda, Insecta, Hymenoptera, Formicidae. The transcript is spliced from 5 exons. Gene Ontology annotation, cellular component: Golgi medial cisterna; cis-Golgi network; Golgi membrane. Gene Ontology annotation, molecular function: SNAP receptor activity. Bases 216 to 914 code for a protein of 232 amino acids. Gene Ontology annotation, biological process: endoplasmic reticulum to Golgi vesicle-mediated transport; vesicle fusion; inter-Golgi cisterna vesicle-mediated transport. The record is from RefSeq and is a predicted model, not a curated record.